AUGGGAAAGAAGAAGAUGAUGAAGUUCGCUUUUCUGACCAAAACCUCGGAGAAAUGGCGGCCAUGGCCAAGCUGCGCCAUGUCUGGUCAUUUAAAAACCCAGUCUUUUCGAGGAGAUGGAGAUAAUGGAAUCUUCAAGAUCCUGAACUCUGCUUAUAACCUAGAUUCCACCGGAGACCACGAUUCUUCUUCGGUGAAUAGUGGGAAGGGUGGAGGGUGUUUGUCAAUGGCGUCGUAUGAGCAGUUGGGUAGUGAUUGCGUAGAGAAGGUGAUCCGAGGGUUGAGGUCGGAGAGGCUGGUUUUUAAGCCGGAAGAAACCAGCUCCAUGGUGGUGGAAAGCGCCGCCGGCGGCGGCGGCGGCGGGGAGAAGUUUCCGUUGAAGGAAAGCGUGGCGAUGGCGAUGGACUCGACGGACCCGAUUAUGGAUUUCAAGAGAUCAAUGGAGGAGAUGGUGGAAGCUCACGAUGGGGUCAAAGAUUGGGAGUUUCUUGAAGAGCUUUUGAUUUGCUAUUUGAGAAUAAACGGGAAGAGCACUCAUGGGUAUAUCGUCGGAGCCUUUGUUGACUUGCUGGUCGGCCUUUCCAUCGACGCCGCCGCCGCCACUGACGCUGAGACCACCGCCGCCGCCACCACCGUUGCUUCUUCUUCGUCUUCAUCCUCUAGCGGCGAUGAACAUUGUUUGCUGUCUUCAUCAACUAUUGACCAUAAUUCAUUCACUUCUCAAUUCUCUUUUACUUCCUCUGCCACUUGUUCAACUGGUCCUUAUUUUUCUCUGCAAGAAAAAUCUCAUGAAGAUGAGAUAAUGGAGAAGUCUGCUUCCAUAGACCAUGCCUCUUCUUCUUCUUCAUCACAUCUAAGUUAG
Ipomoea nil (Japanese morning glory) is the source of this 861-nucleotide messenger RNA. Its product is annotated as transcription repressor OFP13-like. The transcript has a single exon. Gene Ontology annotation, biological process: negative regulation of DNA-templated transcription. The record is from RefSeq and is a predicted model, not a curated record. NCBI's taxonomy places the organism in Eukaryota, Viridiplantae, Streptophyta, Magnoliopsida, Solanales, Convolvulaceae. The coding region runs from base 1 to 861 and encodes 286 amino acids.